This is a messenger RNA of Symbiodinium pilosum, 1017 nucleotides long. The record is from the annotation of a GenBank genome assembly. Lineage: Eukaryota; Dinophyceae; Suessiales; Symbiodiniaceae.
GGCUUCCGGAUCGCGCUGCAUGGGGCUUUCGGUGCCUUCCUGGAUGCUCCGGCACUUAGCUGCCUGCUGGCGGCCUCGUUGGAGAUCGCGGCUGCAACCAAGGGCACGUUUCGGUCGGCCUUGAUCCAGCUGAUUGAGAAGCGAGAUCCUGGCAUGGAGAAGGCGAUAGGGGCUCUGGCCAGCGCUCGGGGUGACGAGCAAGCAGCGCUUGUCAUUGCUGCAGCCUUGGCCGCACCUCCCUUCGAUGCCCGCCUCGCGAGGUGCGCUAGCAAGGCUUUGCUGAAGCUGGCUGGGAGGGGAGAUGCUGUCGUCACAGAGGCCGUAAGUGGCCACCUGCAGCAUGAGUCUCACCUGGUGCGCGAGCAUGCGAUCGUCGCUCUCAAGGAGCUAUCCAGUCGUGGCGAUGCAGCUGUGGUCCCAAAGCUUGUAGCAGCCUUGGCUGAUGACGGGCUCAGAGUGCGCAUGGCUGCCACAGAUGCUCUGCGAAGCCUGGCGCAUAGGAGCGAUCCCUGCUUGACAGCACUGGUCGUCGAUCACCUGGGUCACCAGUCGCUAGACGUCCGGGAGGCAGCGCUGAUCGCACUACAGCAGCUCGCGGCUCCAGGCUGCGCAGAUGUCAUUGCCUCGAUCUCCUUGCGCAUGGCCGAUGCAGACAUAGAAGGGAGGAAGGCGCUUCUGACCGCUCUGCAGCAGCUAGCUCCGCCAGGCAAUGAGGCUGCCGUGCGGGAGGCUGCAAGGCGCCUCACCGAUUCCAGCAUCGAGGUUCGCAAGAUGGCCUUGCGAGUGCUUGGAACCCUGGCAGAAGACAUGCCACCUGUGGAGCGCAGAGUGAUUUCUGGCAGCCUCAAGGACUCACAUGCCUCCGUACGCAAGACUGCCAUCACCUCCCUCGAGAAGCUGGCUACCAAGUGUUCCUGGCUGCAAAGCUUACUGUUAGAUCGGCUUGAAGACCCUGCACCUUGCGUGCAAUGCGCAGCAAUUCUGGCAGCGGGAAGGAUCUGUGACCUUGAUGACGAG